GCUCCGAGCAACACCAGAGACUCUCCCAUCUCAAUGCCGUCCACCAGAGACAGACACAAACUGAGGAAGCCGGCGGUGGAGAAGAUGCGCAGAGAUCGCAUCAACGGCUGCAUCGAGCAGCUCAAGGUUCUGCUGGAGGAGGAGUUCCACGAGCGGGACCCCAACGCCAAGCUGGAGAAGGCCGACGUCCUGGAGAUGACGGUGGGGUUCCUGAAGCGGCAGCUGAGGCUGCGUCCUCGGGUCUCGGUCGAUCACGUGGCGGCCCACGGUGACGGCUACUCCCGCUGCUGGGAGGACACGCUGCACUUCCUCUCCACCGGCUCCCCGGAGGAGGCGACACCUCCACUGCGUCUCUGGUACACGCAUGACGCACCGGCCCUCUCCACGCACAGCCACGUCCAGGCUGCAGCGAAGCCGCCGCCGCCCGGCACCGACAGGGCGGUGUGGAGGCCCUGGUAGUGGAGCUGGAUCAACACCCGGAUCAUCAAAGCCCCCGUAGGAGACUGAGCUUCAUCGUUUCCUCCUCUUUAAUUCUGGAGACUUUUUAAAGAUGUCUUCAUAUUGAAGGAAAGAAAGACGAUCAGUUUGUGCUCCGUUGACGCACUUUUUUAAUCCUCCUGUUUUCCUGUGAGGACUGUUUUGUAGAGACAGUGUCGUCAUAUGUCGUCAUACGGUGUCGUCAUGUGAACGGUGUCGUCAUGUGAACGGUGUC
This is a messenger RNA of Anarrhichthys ocellatus (wolf-eel), 712 nucleotides long. RefSeq names its product transcription factor HES-5-like. Gene Ontology annotation, molecular function: protein dimerization activity. The coding region runs from base 34 to 459 and encodes 141 amino acids. The transcript is spliced from 2 exons. Lineage: Eukaryota; Metazoa; Chordata; Actinopteri; Perciformes; Anarhichadidae. The record is from RefSeq and is a predicted model, not a curated record.